UCUCUGUCAAACUCUUUUACUACUCUUAUCGAGCUUAUAUUUAUGCUAAAACCUUUCUGCUUCGGAUCAGUAUCAAUACACGAGUCUUUUGGCUUGGUUGGCAUUGCAUUCUUGCCUUUGAAUCGAUCGCUAUUUCUCAUUUUCCAGCAGUGCAGUUUGAGCUAGCCGAUGACAUAAGCACAUUUUCGUAUACUGUUUUGCGAAACAUUUAUUCGCUUGGCUGCGAGGUUGAAACAAGGACUCAAAGAUUUUUUCUGUUAUUUACUCAUCUGCGAAAAGUGUGUCUGCUGUAGUGUGUUGGAAAACACGCUUUAAAUUACAGCUCUUUCGAUUGGCCGUUGCGUUCCACGCCUUACAUGUAACUGUUUGUUGGCAAAUACAACUUUAUCUACUUGCACAUCGAACAAGCGCUUUUACAUUUAGCUGCUUUUGAAAAACAUGCACCAGUCCUACCAAGUUUCCAUCGAGCAGCCUCGGCGAGUGGAACAAACAGAUGGGCGACAAGCGGCGGUUGUAGACCCACUUAACGUGGAACACUUCGAGCAUCAAGGCUCUGAGCGAUGGAAACCUUACGAAGAUUCGAAGUACGAGUCGCCCGUACUCAAUCGAUUGUUUCCAUGGCCACGUUACUACCACUGUCGCUGGAAGAUACUUAGUAUUUUCCACACUCGCCUUCUAUUUGGAAUCGUUCUUGGAGAGCUGCUUGUGUUUGUAUUGCUCAUUGGGGGACUAGCUGCAGCAUUGGGAGUGAUCGGAUUGAAUGACGACGAAGGCGGAGAAGGAACUGGGGGUAUUGCAACUAUCGCACCGGCCCUCUCAUUCGCUUUUGCUUGUAGAAACUCGCUAUGGGUGCUGUUCACCGGUAUGCCAUUUGAGCGAGCGUUAUUCUGGCAUAAACUUUGCGCUUAUGUCAGCGUCCUCGUCGGUGCUUGGCAUGGCUAUGUGUCUCAGAGAUGGGAUGUCUCCGGACUCCUACUCGUUGGUUCUAUGGCUGGUCUCUGCCUGACGGCCCUGAGGUUUAUUCGCCGGAAGGUCUUCGAAGCUUUCUAUCGUUUCCAUUGGGUACUGUUCCUACUUGUCAUCGGCGCCGCCAUUGCUCACGGUGCCGGUGCGAUUGUAUUCGGGGUUGUCCUGUGGGUGUUCGACAUACUGGUCCGUGCGUUAAUCGUACUUAUCAACAAUAGAAAGCAACGAAGUAUCUUGGCCGUCAGACUUCCCUCAAAUGUCGUUCGCCUGACGUUCCUCAAGGAAGAUUUCAACUACAAAUCGGGUCAGUACUGUUUCAUAUGUGUACCAGGUGUAUCCCUGUUUGAAUGGCAUCCAUUCAGCCUGUCCUCCUCCCCCCACGAGAACGUGGUCUCACUGCAUAUCCGCGUACUCGGAGACUGGACCGAACGGUUGUACGACUACGUGGAGGAGACAAAACCGAUCGAUGUCUAUCUCGACGGGCCAUACGGAGCUCCGUGCCUGGACGUCGACGGCGACCGCUACAAGCUCUUCAUGUUUGUCAGUGGCGGCAUCGGGAUCACCCCUAUGCAGUCUAUCUGCAACGACGUGCUGCAUCAGCGCAGACGAGGGAGGGACAUCCGCAAAGUGAUGUUCAUCUGGUCCGUCCGUGACCUCUUCAUGGUGACAGCAGUGCUUGAUUACGACAAGGAAUACUUCCAGCAAUCUUCGGAUCACCGGCUUCCACUGUCGUUCACUCCAGACCUUGUGGCGAGAGGUGAGUCAAAGGAGGUGAUGGAAAAUUACUUCCAUCUCACUAGAGAAAGAGAUUCGUCCAAGUUCGAAGUGGCUAACAUCCUUCCAGAAGUGCAGCCAGACCUAAAAUUUGGCCGUCCUGAGCUUCCAAAUUUGUUCUCUAAGAUGAAAGACUACGCGGGUGAAGAGGGAGAGAAACGGGUAGCGGUAUUAACCUGUGGACCAACCUCAUUGGUUGACAGCGUCGAGGAACUGUGUACUAAGUGUUCAUCUGGAGGAGUCACAUUUGAUUUUCAUAAAGAAGUCUUUGAAUUCUAACCUAGU
Molecule: messenger RNA, 2025 nt
Organism: Orbicella faveolata
Lineage: Eukaryota; Metazoa; Cnidaria; Anthozoa; Scleractinia; Merulinidae
Product: superoxide-generating NADPH oxidase heavy chain subunit A-like
Cellular component (GO): plasma membrane
Molecular function (GO): oxidoreductase activity
Source: RefSeq, a predicted model, not a curated record